CCCAUUCAUACCAUCAACCCCACACAAAGUACCAACCUCCUAACCGACAUUUCCAUCUAUGAAACACUAGCGACCAUGGCUCCCACGUGGCACCCCGACCUCCGCAAGUACGCGUACGCGAAGCACGAAGACCUGAAAAAGCUCCAAGUGCUGCUGGAGGAAGUGCGCGGCGACGCCGGGACAUGCGAUCUGUGCCAGACGGGCCGAAGCGAGCACCAAGGCGCGCUGUAUGAAUGCUGGGCCUGUCGGCAUGCGUACCACCAUACGUGCAUUGACGUGCUGCGGGCGCAGGCGGCGAACCGGGGCGAGCCGUUGGCGUACGGGUGCCCGCACUGCGGCCGGCCGUGGGCGACGGUCGCCAUGUUGGAGCAGCAGGCCGAGGAGGCGGCCCGGCGCCCCGCGCCCGGCCGCUCCCCGCGCCGCGGCCUCCCCUAUUCCGACGGGAUGUAUGCUUUCGCUUUUGGGGCGGCCACGCGCCAGUAUUUCUGUCAAUGGGAGGACCGCGUCACGGGCGGGGUCUGCAGGCAGGGACCGUUUGACACCUUCGAGCACUUCUAUCGCCACCAUACCACAGCACACGCGGAGAUCCUCAUCUACCAGUGUGACCUCUGCGAGCCGGUGCAGGGGUUCGUCUCGGCGCACUUGCUCAUCCAGCAUAACAAGGACGUUCACUACGGGGAUCCGCGGCCGUGCGAUAGGCCUAAGCCGUCGGCUUCCGCUACGGCGACUGAAGGCGAGGCUGUUGAUCCUUCUGUGUCACUGGUGGAGAAAUUAGAACUCAUGGACCUGGACGUGGUCGAAAGCAUCGAGGACGACGCCAUGCACUUGGAUGAAUAG
Molecule: messenger RNA, 837 nt
Organism: Aspergillus uvarum CBS 121591
Lineage: Eukaryota; Fungi; Ascomycota; Eurotiomycetes; Eurotiales; Aspergillaceae
Exons: 1
Coding region: 76-837 (253 amino acids)
Source: RefSeq, a predicted model, not a curated record